Messenger RNA from Corylus avellana, 2152 nucleotides. Its product is annotated as Alkaline-phosphatase-like family protein. Gene Ontology annotation, cellular component: vacuole. The record is from RefSeq and is a predicted model, not a curated record. NCBI's taxonomy places the organism in Eukaryota, Viridiplantae, Streptophyta, Magnoliopsida, Fagales, Betulaceae.
UCUUUCCAUAAAACUCACCUAGUCCACUCGCAUUAUUCAAUGAAAGUAACCCAUCCGAGAUAGCAACUCUGCAACAAUCAAGCAGCCGAACCAGACCAAACCAAACCCUUGCAUUUCACUCCAAUCUCUCUCUCUCUCUCUCUCUCUACAAACAAGAACAGAACACGCAUCUUAGAACCUUGAGUUUCCUUCAAAUCAAGCUGGAAAAAACCAGAAGAUUUGGAAGAGAGACCAAUUUUUGGAACAUGGGUUCUGAUUCUUUGUCCAUCUUAGCUCCAGCAAAGCCUACACCAGUACCAUUACCAACCCAAGAAGAAGACUCAUCGAACCCAUCCACGGCGCUGCUUUCUUUCAACACCGACUCUUCCUCUUCUUCUUCUUCACCAAAAGACCCACCUCACAAACCCACCACAACCACAAUCAUUUUUAUCUCCCUCCUUCUUAUCACCUGCAUUGCUCUCUCCGCUGCCAUCGCCUUCGCUUUCCUUUUCUUCUCCUCCUCUGCCUCCUCCUCCUCCUCCUCUGCACCUGCCACCUCACACACCUCCUCUUCGCCCGAAUCCCAAGCCCGUCCGCUCACUAAGCUCGAACGUCCUGUAGUUUUGCUGAUUUCCUCAGAUGGGUUCCGAUUUGGGUACCAAUUCAAGACUUCCACACCGAAUAUCGGCCGCUUAAUCUGUAACGGGACCGAGGCCGAGACGGGUUUGAUCCCGGUUUUCCCGACCUUGACUUUUCCGAACCAUUAUUCUAUUGUUACUGGUCUUUAUCCUGCUUUUCAUGGUAUAAUUAACAAUCAUUUCUUGGAUCCACGCACCGGUGAGGCUUUUAACAUGGGGAGCCAUGAGCCUAAGUGGUGGUUGGGUGAACCUCUGUGGGAGACCGUCGUCAAUAAUGGGUUGAAGGCUGCCACGUAUUUCUGGCCUGGUUCUGAGGUAAAGAAAGGUUCUUGGACUUGUCCUGAUAAGUUUUGUAUGAAUUAUAAUAGCUCUGUUCCUUUUGAGGAACGGGUUGAUACCGUUUUAAGUUAUUUUGAUUUGCCUGGUAGUGAAAUUCCCCAAUUUAUGACACUGUAUUUUGAGGACCCGGAUCAUCAGGGUCACCAGGUGGGGCCAGAUGAUCCGGAGAUAACAGAAGCUGUUGCUAGGAUUGAUAGGAUGAUUGGAAGGUUGAUUGAAGGUUUAGAAAAAAGAGGAGUUUUUGAAGAUGUUAGUAUAAUUAUGGUAGGUGAUCAUGGGAUGGUUGGUACGUGUGAUAAGAAGCUGAUUUUUCUAGAUGAUUUGAAUCCUUGGAUUGAGAUUCCGGCUGAUUGGGUCCUUUCCCAUUCGCCUUUGCUGGCGAUUCGUCCACCUCCGGGUGUUAAGCCAGCGGAUGUUGUUGCAAAGAUGAAUGAAGGAUUGAAGUCGGGGAAGGUUGAGAAUGGGAAGAAUUUGAGAGUCUAUCUCAAGGAGGAGCUGCCUGCUAGGCUUCACUAUGUGGCCAGUGACCGGAUUCCACCAGUAAUAGGGUUGAUAGAAGAGGGGUUUAAGGUGGAGCAGAAGAGAACAAAACGGAAAGAAUGUGGUGGAGCACAUGGUUAUGACAAUGCGGUCUUCUCCAUGAGGACCAUUUUCAUUGGCCAUGGUCCUCAGUUUGCAAGGGGACGGAAAGUCCCAUCUUUUGAGAACAUUCAGAUAUAUAAUUUGGUCACUUCGAUUCUCCAGAUUCAGGGUGCUUCCAAUAAUGGAUCUGCAGUGUUUCAAAAGUCUAUUCUUUUGCCAAGUCCCUAAAGUCCAAUGGUAAACAUUUAUUAAGUGGAGGCAGCUACUAAAUCCCAAGGUUGGACCAGUUGUCAGCAAGAUUUUUUGUAACAUGAAGGAAUGGGAUUAUGUGCUCACAAAGAUGGAUGGUUAUGGAUAGCAUCCAAAGGUAACAGUAUCAGUUGUUUUAGAAACCCACGAGCUGCUUGUUUGUUCAUGCUUGGUAACAUAAAUAAUGGUAUUCCAUCUACUUCCUAUCGUCUGAUUUUCAAGUAUUAGAUGCUGCACAAGUGAAAACCGAACCUGGCAUAAAAAAUUAUGUAUUAUAUUUUUGUGUAGUGCUAUAAGGAUUUCCUUGAUGCAGAAUGUCAGUAACAUUUGGAUAUACAACUGUAUCUCAUUUUUCAUUUUCCAUA